Messenger RNA from Pectinophora gossypiella (pink bollworm), 2127 nucleotides. It is a transcript of the gene Ets65A, whose product is annotated as DNA-binding protein D-ETS-3. Gene Ontology annotation, cellular component: nucleus. The transcript has 9 exons. NCBI's taxonomy places the organism in Eukaryota, Metazoa, Arthropoda, Insecta, Lepidoptera, Gelechiidae. Gene Ontology annotation, biological process: cell differentiation; regulation of transcription by RNA polymerase II. The record is from RefSeq and is a predicted model, not a curated record. Bases 362 to 1519 code for a protein of 385 amino acids. Gene Ontology annotation, molecular function: DNA-binding transcription factor activity, RNA polymerase II-specific; sequence-specific DNA binding.
ACCAUCGUAUCGUUUUUUGGCCGACAAAAGCAAGCACUAGUCACUUCCUGGACUUGAAACAAUAGUUUAUAAUAUAUUGUGACUUUCUACUAAUAAAAUAUACUAUACGUUCUGAAGCGGGCGCGACACGGAAGCUCAUAAUCUAAUCAUUGAGCAUGUAGUUCCUGUGUAAAAAGUGAAAACAUUAAUUUUAUUUGCGGUGCGGUGUGUUGAACAGUGUUAAUUUUUGUCAGUUUAAUAGUUUUAAAUAAGUUUGUUUACGGCGAGUGGUAUCACUGCAAUGUGAUACCACAAGACAAUCUUAACCACGGAGAAGGUGAAGAAAGACACAAAGCGAGCAAAGGGCAGAAGAAUAUCCGACAUGAGGGUUGACUUCCGCGGACUAAAGUGUGCGACCGCCGUGCGCGCCGGUGUCAAAGCUGCAAUGUACGAAAGCAGCUGCUCCUACGCUGGGGCGUUGGAACUUAAACGCAGCGCACUCAAGGAGGAACCCUGGCCGACUACAGAAUGGCCUCCUUAUCGCCUCCACCAGUCGACCUUCGAGCAACUCAAACAAAGUGUAGAGAAAGCCAAAGCAGCCCUCCAGGACAGGUCAGGCCUCCUCGGUACUGCGACGGCAUUUGGAGAUUUCUACGGAGGACAACUUGGCCAAGACGCCACCAGCACCAUAGGCUUCGGAAGAACCGCACGGACAGAUGACUCCAUGCUUGGAUCUAUAGAUAAAAAUAAAGGAGUUGGGUCAGACAAGUUAUCAGGAGGUCUCAGCAAGGGCUACACGACACCAACCCUCUCGGAUACAUUGCGGGCCACGAAAUGUACAGAUGCCUCAUACAAGAGUACGUGGUCCACUCAUGCAACGUCACAGGGUUCACAAGGCUAUGGCACCAAUUCUUUAUCUGCUAUGUCGAAAUCGACACUGGAUGCUCACACGCAUCUCCGUCAACCAGAUCCAUAUCAGAUGUUCGGACCUACAAGCAGUCGACUAGCAAACUCAGGUUCAGGUCAGAUACAGCUGUGGCAGUUCCUAUUAGAAUUGUUAAGCGAUUCAAGUAACGCCGGCUGCAUCACAUGGGAAGGAACCAACGGCGAGUUCAAGCUGACGGACCCUGAUGAGGUGGCUCGCCGGUGGGGCGAGAGGAAGUCGAAACCAAACAUGAACUACGAUAAGCUCAGCCGAGCGUUGAGAUACUACUACGACAAGAAUAUAAUGACAAAGGUUCAUGGGAAACGAUAUGCGUACAAGUUCGAUUUCCAAGGGCUGGCAGCGGCCACGCAACCGGCGGCGAGCGACCCAGCUUACAAGUAUCAGAGCGAUCUUUUCAUGAGCUCGUACCACCACUCUGCUAAACUGUCGUCUUUUAUGGCCCCACACGCAGCCAUGCCGACGUCCACAGCGUCAAUAUUUCCUUCGGCCUCAUGGAGCAACUGGGGGGGAGGCGGCAGCAACCUCUACUCCCCGCACUCCAUGGCACCUCCCCACGUGACGUCACAUCUCGGCUCCUACCCUCACUACGCAUGACCAGGCUUAUAAACCGACGGCAGCCACACGACGACUACACACACAUUAAAUUAAUUACCUAAUAAUUUGGUUCCAAUUUUAAAAAGUCACAAUCUCGACUAUUUUACCAUUAGACACGCUCAUUUGUGUCAUUUUUAAUUAAGUUUAUAGUUAUAUACUUUUUGUUUAUAAAAAGUAGAUAUCAAUAAAAGUGAAAACUCAGAUAUACUACUUACGAUGAAACUGAAAAACUGUUUAGUUACAAUACAAAACGAUUUUCCAUGCGAUACGCAAGACUAGUCUUUUUAUCAAAGAAAUUUGUAAAUAAUAGACGGUAUUCAUAAAUUAUAAGUAGAAUUAUUUAUUUAGGAUAUCAAAUAACGAAAUAUUGCUCGUAUAAACUGCAUGUAAAAUUUUAACGAUGAUAGGGUUGGAUAGGUGCCUACUUCUCAUUGAACCAAAGAUCUGUCUCAUAUUCUAUGUUUCUUGUAAAGUUUGUUCAACAUUUCUUUUUUCUGGCGUUCUAAAAGUCUAAAACAUAUUUUAUGUGUAAUAUAAUAAUGGUACCUCACCUAACCAUUUUAAUUUUUUGCUUCUUUGGUUAUAUCAUAUUUAUAUAAUUAAUAAUU